Molecule: messenger RNA, 1302 nt
Organism: Daldinia caldariorum
Lineage: Eukaryota; Fungi; Ascomycota; Sordariomycetes; Xylariales; Hypoxylaceae
Exons: 1
Coding region: 501-1124 (207 amino acids)
Source: RefSeq, a predicted model, not a curated record
GCACUCAGCUAGUCGUCUAGUUCCUUUGUGGUAUCCCGAUAUACCAGUUCGUUACCGCACAGGGAUGGGUGCAGGUAUGCUGGUCUUGGGAGGAGAAUGUGGGAAAGUCUGAAAGGUAUCGACACGGGGGCAUCGAGGGUUUAAAUAGCCAGCUCCUUCCCUAGGCAGCUGCUGCCCGGAGAGAGUAACAGUCCCAAUCAACCUGGAGAUUGCGGAAUGAGCAUUGUAAGUGGCGAAAGCUUCGAUACAGCUGGACGCGCUUGACACCCAGUUCUCCUUCCCUCACCAACGCCACGCUUUCCAGGUUCACCAUACUCAUGGGUCCUAUAUCGAGCCAACCCCUUGGUACGGCUUGUCGCCCUUGGAACUCGGGUGGGCCCAAGCAUCACUGGUGCUCAUGGUAGGGCUGUGAGUCUAGCGCGAACUCCCUCGCUCCAUCACUGUGGGGGCAUUGCCGGAGGUGAUCCGCGUUGAUACUGUGCCUGGUUCGCAGAGUACCUAUGUCGCGCCCGAGUCCGAGCGCCCAGAAGCUCCACAACUGUCCGCCCAAGAACUCCAGCAUUACUGGGACCGUGGUAACAAGCGGUGCCCUUCUCGACCAAACCGAGCUACCCACACGCAAGCGAAUACAGUCGACGGCCAACGACGAUGGAUUGCGUUUUGACAACAGUUUUCCCAACGCGCCCGACUGGAAGGCCCUUUUGAAGACCCUAGGUUGGGAAACCAAGGGCCCUCCCGAAUCCUUUUGCCGCUAUCUGGUGCGGAGGGGGAAGUCGGCGAUCAGGAAACUGAGUACGAUUCAAAAAUGCCUACGGCAGCGGUCAGCUGUGUACGGGAAGUACACCGGUACAGAGCUUGAGAAACGGAAUAAAGAUCAUAUUGGAAUCAUACUCAAGAACGAAACUGCACCGAGAUUUGCACUGCGAGUUGAACCGAAGUACAAAAACGUCCUGAACCCCGCAGGGUUUACCUAUCUCGCGCACUUCCGAUGGGUGCGAGACAAGACAACUUUUCAACUCGGACUUGACCGACUGGAUGACGCACUUAUCUGCAUCUUGUUUGUGUGGACCGGUUGCCGGAGACGCGAGUUGGUGUAUGGCAAAUCGAAGAACAUGAACAAGUGAAAAAGAGUACCUAGUUUAGGGACCGAUAAUAGCGCAGAUCAGUAUAUUUAGCCGUGCCCGAAAAUAUGCUGGAUCUGUGAGAGAGUGGACGCGAAGACGAAGUCAACCUUGGAAGUUCUGUGCUGGGGGGAUAUCGAUCUCUGGAUCUUACGCUAUCACGACCGCGACGGCGGCCGAG